Aureobasidium musti is the source of this 1335-nucleotide messenger RNA. The record is from the annotation of a GenBank genome assembly. Lineage: Eukaryota; Fungi; Ascomycota; Dothideomycetes; Dothideales; Saccotheciaceae.
AUCGCGCCGCUCAGUGAGGUUCGAGGCGCCGAAUUCCUCCCAUUUGCAGUCUACAAUCUGGCAGGCAUUCCCGAACAUGAUUCCGAUGGCCUCGUGGCUGUGAUCAACAAGGACAACAUCAUUGGCAACGAACCCCAUGAGAUCUUCCUCGCACAACGCGCUGCCGAAUUGGAGACACAACAGCAGACGCUUAGUGGAAUCGUUGACGUCCACAUCCACUACUGCACAACUCAAGCGGACAAGCUGGAAUACUUUCCGUUCGGUUUCCUGGCAGCGCAUGAUGAAGACUGGAAAGCUAAUGGCGUAUCUCUGGUCUAUGUCGACUUCGAAGAGCCAUACGAAGUUACAGGUUUUCGAAUCUCCAUCGAGAAUGUUGCCAUGGCUGCGAAUACUUUGAGGGACGAUGACAACGGAGCAAAGGAGGUCCGUGACCUCUAUGAGAUGGGUGGGUCACUUUCACCACAGCAAACUACUCGGUACACACUUCAUCUGAUCUCGCCGAUGACUGUAUCAUCGCCCGCAGCUCAGGACAUAAUCUUUGGAGCGCGCAUGGAUGAGGUCACACGGCUGGAACGAGAGCGCCUGAAGCUACCCCCAGUACUUCCGCGCUUUAAACCCGACACGCUGUUGCCAGAAGAUGCUACUGAAUGUGCCGUGACCCAACAACGCAUGCGCAAAUGGCUGGCCGACGAACGCACCAAGUCUCUUGCCAAUCCUGAUGUACCGAACAUCCUGUCUACGGCAAAACAGAUAGUGCCCAAGCCCGAUGUCGAUGCUGUAAUGCAAGUGGUUCAGGAGGCAGGCUAUAAUGACUUUGGCUUCGUUCUGGUACGGUUGGACUACAGCGAUGAGGACGCUUGGACCCGUUGGAAUACAGCUUUCCAGGAGUACUUGGACCGAAGUCUGGAAGAGAGUCAGGGUGGCCAAAGCAUCGCCGACAAGUUGAUGACUAUGAAUGUGGAGGAUGAGGAUCUGAAUGGCACGGGCUGGCACGGCGCGGUGUUCUACUACAAUGACCUUUGCGGGGAUGACAUUGUGCCGCCUGGCCUCCGAACAAACAUGAUUCUUGUUGCCGAUAUAAAGGCUGUUAACUCUCUUCUCCAUCAAACGGCUGAUGUCGAACCUUGGAUUUGGGCUGUUGACGUCCACUUCGAUUGGAAGAUUGGAGAUCAGCCUCCACGAGGUCCGCCACCUGCCAAUCACUACCCCGGAUAUAUGCGCGUUGCCCUGUCGGUUGUCGUGUCUGAAUUCUGGCCACUACUUAAAGGCUCUUGCUUCUUUGUGCGUCAAUUGUGGACCCCAGACCUGGGACUGUGGAGAGGUAUCGGGGUCUGA